UGUGGAGAUAAAAACAACUGCGUCCGCAGAGUAACCUGGAAAACCCAGCGGCUUUCAUCCUUAACUCUCUUUCUCUUAAAUACCACCGCUUCAUUCAUCUCUUCUAUUCAACAAAAACAACAUCAUCCUCUCUCUCUUCUUCUUCUUCUUCUUCUUCUUCUAUAUAGCUUCAAAAGAACAACACUUAAUAAUAAUCUUUCUACUUGUUAUACUUCUUUGAAAAUGCGUAUGAGCUGUAAUGGAUGUCGCGUUCUUCGCAAAGGCUGUAGUGAGAAUUGCAGUAUACGACCUUGUCUGCAGUGGAUCAAAUCCCCCGAGUCUCAAGCCAACGCCACUGUCUUUCUCGCCAAGUUUUACGGCCGUGCUGGGCUCAUGAACCUGAUUAACGCUGGCCCUGAACAUCUGCGUCCUGCGAUUUUCAGGUCCUUGUUAUACGAGGCUUGUGGGAGAAUAGUGAACCCGAUAUACGGGUCCGUCGGUUUGUUAUGGUCGGGUAGUUGGCAGCUCUGCCAGGCGGCUGUUGAGGCCGUGCUCAAGGGGGCUCCGAUUACGCCAAUUAAUUCUGAAGCUGCGGCGAUCGGCCAGGGCCCACCUCUCAAGGCGUACGAUAUUCGCCAUGUUUCGAAAGACGAGAACUCUGCAGCGUCAGUUGAGCGGGUUAAGACUCGGUGCCGGGUUAAGCGAGUAGUUAAGCCGAAAGCUCAGAAGAUUGAGUUUAACAAAUCGGUUGAUGAACCAGCGCGGUGCCCGGAGACUAAAUUUUACGCAGAUGAAAUGAACCGGUCCACGAGUCACGAGUCGUCUCUGAGUCACCAGUCCGAGUUGGCCGUUGUCGAGAAUGAAAGCAAGGAGAGCGAGAGCAUGGUGUCUGUGGAGACAGCUGAAACGGCUUCGCUCUUCUUCCGAGCGGAGCCGGAGUGUGGCGCCAAGCCGAAUGAGCGAGCCGUUCAGGAUUGUUCUUGUAAUGAUAUUGGGUUGGGGCUGGAGCUGACACUGGGGUUUGAGCCGGUGGUUUCACCUGCAAACCACGUGGUGCCGGUGAAGAAGAGAAGGUUGGAAGGAUGUGGCACGUGUGAGGGAGACACGUGUAAGGUGGAGCUGGGGCUUGAUUAUGCAGCAUAAGUUAAAAGUGAAAGCCUGGUGAGUGGUGACAGUUUUGGCAGCUCGGCGGCUUUGUUAAUUCCCAUAGAAGAGAUGUGAAUUUUGACUCUUAUUAUUAUUUUUUUUUAUUUUUGUAAGUUUUUAAAUUUUUGUUUUUAUUUUUCCCUUUAUGAUGAACAAAGAGAUGUACAAACUGUGGUUUACAUGAAUAGAAAUGGUAAAUGAAUGGAGGGAAAGAAUGACUGUAUAUUUUAUUG
Messenger RNA from Pistacia vera, 1358 nucleotides. RefSeq names its product LOB domain-containing protein 40-like. The record is from RefSeq and is a predicted model, not a curated record. NCBI's taxonomy places the organism in Eukaryota, Viridiplantae, Streptophyta, Magnoliopsida, Sapindales, Anacardiaceae. The transcript is spliced from 2 exons. Gene Ontology annotation, biological process: regulation of gene expression. Bases 223 to 1122 code for a protein of 299 amino acids.